UUAUUUGCAGAUACUUGGGGGAGGGAAUUUGAACUGCAAUUGAGCAAUGAAUAAUUUAACCAACUAUAAGUGUAAUCACCAUUAAAAAAAUAUGAGCUUAAUCUUGCUUUGGGUGCAAUACUGAAUUCUGGUUUGCUUGUUUAUCUAUUUAUUUAUAUCUUGAUGGUGUAGUGUGGAUUUGAGAGGCUUAAUGGAACAGAACAAGCAGAACUUUAUCCCGCCAUCAUCACGGAUGACUAAUUAUAUUGUUCUUAAGUUUGGCAAUCUUGCUGAUUCCUAUGGUACUGGUCCUUCCAUCAGUGGAAGUAACUGCUGUUACAUGGUAGUUUUUCAGUAUGGCUCUAUAGUCUUGUUUAAUGUCCCUGAACAUGAGGUUGAUGGCUAUCUGAAAAUCAUAGAGAAACAUGCAUCAGGAUUGCUUCCUGAAAUGAGAAAGGAUGAGUAUGAAGUAAGAGAAAUGCCAACUCUAAACACAUGGAUGCAAGGUGGAUUGGACUAUAUUAUGUUACAGUUCUUGAAUAUUGAUGGCAUCCGUACCAUUGGUAGUGUCCUUGGUCAAAGUAUUGCCCUUGACUACUAUGUCCGUCAGGUUGAUGGGAUGGUUGCAGAAUUUACAGACAUAAACCGUGGGAUGGAGAAAACUGGAACAUUUACCAUGGAUAGCAAAAAGCUUUUUCAAAUAGUUGGAAAAGCAAAUUCUAAUCUUGCUGAUGUGAUUCUUAAGCUAGGACUUUUUGAGAGAUCAGACAUUGCUUGGAAAAAUGCCAAAUAUGCUCAAAUAUGGGAAUAUCUUAGAGAUGAAUUUGAAUUAACCCAAAGAUUUGCCAGUCUUGAUUUCAAGCUCAAGUUUGUGGAGCAUAACAUUCGGUUUCUUCAGGAAAUUCUUCAAAAUAGGAAAUCAGAUUUUCUGGAGUGGCUCAUCAUUGUAUUGAUUAGUGCAGAAAUCGUCAUAUCUCUCUACGACCUUAUUACGAAGUCUUUAUGACAUUGACCAAUUGGUUUUGCGGCUAUACCAAGACUGACUGCACAUGUACAUUCUGCUUAGUUGUAAAUAAAAGUAUGGGAUUUUCAUCCAGUUCUACCGAUCAUUCAUUUUUUCAAAAUUCCGUUCAUCUUGUCUCGUCUCUUAUUGUCACUAAAAUAUUCAUUAUUGA
Messenger RNA from Rubroshorea leprosula, 1154 nucleotides. NCBI's taxonomy places the organism in Eukaryota, Viridiplantae, Streptophyta, Magnoliopsida, Malvales, Dipterocarpaceae. The record is from the annotation of a GenBank genome assembly.